CCUGGGAAGCGACGGCGCGCGAGGCCGGGUGGGGGAGGCGGCGGCCGGCGCCCGAGCUUAUCUCUCCCGCCGGAGGAAGAGCCGCGUCCGCUCGGCCCGCUCCCCUCAGGCCCCGGCCCGGCCCCAAGCCCGCUCCUAGACCAUGGUCUCCUUACUCUCUGACUUGGACCCCUUGAAAGACUGGAAAGUUUUAAGAGAGACCGCCACAGAGUUAGCUGGAAGUCUACCAAGUAACGGCACAGCCAACAAGAUGAACGGAGCUUUGGAUCACUCAGACCAGCCAGACCCAGAUGCCAUUAAGAUGUUUGUCGGACAGAUCCCCAGGUCAUGGUCAGAAAAGGAGCUGAAAGAACUUUUUGAGCCUUACGGAGCCGUCUACCAGAUCAACGUCCUCCGGGACCGGAGUCAGAACCCUCCCCAGAGUAAAGGUUGUUGUUUCGUAACAUUUUAUACAAGAAAAGCUGCACUUGAGGCCCAGAAUGCACUGCACAAUAUUAAAACUUUACCUGGGAUGCAUCAUCCCAUUCAGAUGAAACCUGCAGAUAGUGAAAAAUCAAACGCUGUGGAAGACAGAAAAUUGUUCAUAGGAAUGGUUUCGAAGAAGUGUAAUGAGAAUGAUAUCAGGGUGAUGUUUUCUCCGUUUGGCCAGAUAGAAGAAUGCCGGAUUCUCCGGGGACCCGAUGGGCUGAGUCGAGGCUGUGCGUUUGUCACAUUUUCUACAAGGGCAAUGGCACAGAAUGCAAUCAAAGCCAUGCAUCAGUCUCAGACCAUGGAGGGCUGCUCUUCACCUAUCGUGGUGAAGUUUGCUGACACUCAGAAGGACAAAGAGCAAAGGCGUCUGCAGCAGCAGCUUGCACAACAGAUGCAACAGCUCAACACUGCCACCUGGGGGAACCUGACGGGUCUGGGCGGACUCACUCCGCAGUACCUGGCGCUUCUGCAGCAGGCCACCUCCUCCAGCAACCUGGGUGCAUUCAGUGGCAUUCAGCAAAUGGCUGGCAUGAAUGCUUUACAGUUACAGAAUCUGGCAACGCUGGCUGCUGCUGCAGCCGCAGCCCAGACCUCAGCCACCAGCACCAAUGCAAACCCUCUCUCUACCACAAGCAGCGCCUUGGGAGCUCUCACGAGUCCCGUGGCUGCUUCAACCCCUAACUCCACUGCUGGUGCAGCCAUGAAUUCUCUGACCUCUCUUGGGACUCUGCAAGGAUUGGCUGGAGCCACUGUUGGACUGAAUAAUAUUAAUGCACUAGCAGGUACCAUAAACAUUGCUCAAAUGCUCUCAGGUAUGGCGGCUCUCAACGGAGGACUUGGCGCCACAGGCUUGACGAAUGGCACGGCUGGCACCAUGGACGCCCUCACCCAGGCCUACUCAGGAAUUCAGCAGUAUGCGGCAGCCGCACUGCCCACUCUGUACAGCCAGAGCUUGCUGCAACAGCAGAGUGCUGCGGGUAGCCAGAAGGAAGGUCCAGAGGGGGCAAACCUCUUUAUUUACCAUCUUCCACAGGAGUUUGGAGACCAGGACAUCCUGCAGAUGUUCAUGCCUUUUGGAAAUGUUAUCUCUGCUAAAGUCUUCAUUGACAAACAGACCAAUCUGAGCAAGUGCUUUGGUUUUGUUAGCUACGACAAUCCAGUCUCGGCACAAGCUGCUAUACAGGCUAUGAAUGGCUUUCAGAUCGGCAUGAAACGCUUGAAGGUGCAGCUGAAGCGCUCCAAAAACGACAGCAAACCUUACUGAUCCUAACCCCAGAGGCUCCCUGCUCUUAUUUUAGCUUUCUUAGGGUAAGUCCCACAAGCCAGCCUGUUCCCAACAGGGAAGGCAGAGAGGAGGAGGACCACAUGUGGCCAAGUUUGACCAAGAGAGACACUUAUUUUUUACAAUAAGGCCUCCAUUUCCCCCACCCAUUUCCCCCUGGCCCAGUUUGCCAUAAUUAAAACUUGGGCUAUCUUGUUUCUAUUGAGUAAAAUUCCUCCUUCAGUUGUGCCACUGUAUUAUCAUUUGUUUUGCAAUUUGAAUCUCCUUUUAGCUUUUCUAAAAUUUUUUUCAUUCUUUUUUUUUUUUUUAAGAAAAAUAUACACACAUAGAUAUAUGCCAUCUUGAGAAUUUAAAAUGCUAACGUGCAAUUCUAACUCUGAAACCACUGGUGCCCCAAGAGCACUGCCUGGAGAACUCACCCCUCCUUGCCUGGCGUCCGCCCCUCCACGGGCCCCAGCACCUAGGGGUUCCUUUGGUGGCCUAGUGAGAGGGAGAAGCCAGGAGAAGCACUUACUCAAAACACCACAAAAACGUCUUUCCACUACAUCGGUUUGUUUUAAUGGGUAGGAUUUUAUUUUAGGGUUCAAAGAAACAUGAGCAUUUACUGGUGAGAUUAUUACACUGGUUGUCAAUUUUGUUGUUUUAUUUUAGUUUUUAGAAAGGAUUAAUGUAAAAAAAGAUUUAGAGAUCUGUUUCUUAAAGCUACAGGGUUUAAAAAUAAAAUAAAAAUGAGUGAAAAUACUUGAUGUUUCUUGAAAGAUAAAUUUAAUAAUAAUAAAUAAAUACAUAAAUACAUAAAUAAAAAAGAAAGCCACAGGCCUGUAAAUUUUAUUUGUAAAAAAAGCAUUUCUAUUUUUAUACAAAAUUUUUACUGCCUCAGAAAUAAUGGAAGUUAUUUAUUGCCUAUUGUUAACUUAUUGGGUACCUAAAGAGCAGUUCUCUGUCUAGCUAGAACCUUCUGAAGUAGUCUCUAGAGGAAUUGUUCUAGGAAUGGGCUUUUUUUCACCGUUGAACCCUAGACCUAAAAGUUCAUGCUUUAUCCUCUCGUUGUUUGUAUCUGUCUUGAUUAUUUCAUUCGUAACUUCCAUGAUCUAGUUUACAGUUUGGUCGUCUGACUUCCCCCACCUCCAUGUCACCUUCGUUGAAACUGGACCCUCUCCCUUGUCCCUUGCCAGUCCCUCACCCCAAACCACCUGGAAUCCAUCCCCACUCACUCUCCAGAUGGAUUCUCUUGGGGUUUCAUUGUGCUGUGGAUAAAGAGUGUAAGAAAUGCAAAUUACGCGAAUGGCUCCUAGAUUCCCUAAUGACCUGAGAUUUGCAUUAGUUUUUCUCCUGCACCCUUGAAAGUGAUUUUGUUGCUGCUGCAUAGAUUCUGUGUAACUUUUUACUCUUCCUUGUUUUUUCCCUAGACAUCUUCAUGCCCGUUAGUUCAUCGUUUGCCUAGCAUGUCCCUGUGGCGUCUCAAAAAAAAAGUUUCAUCGUCCCGUCAUUGUUUCUGAUGUCUUUCUGACCUCACAUCAUAUUUGGUUCUCCUACUGACCUUUGAUCUAGUUUGACCUUUGAAAUUUGCAUGUGACCUCAUCUAGCUAUGAAUUCUGGGAAGUCAAUGUGAAAAACAUUGCUGCAUUCAUGCAAGACUGAAAUUUAUUAUUAGACAAAUUAAUUAUAGAAAAAAAAACCUGUGGCAAAAAUGUUUCUUUCGUACUUUUUUUUUUCUUUUCAUAAAACAGACUUGAAAGUAUUAUACAGGGAUUGGCAUUCUUCCCGGUCACUGGUAACAAUAGCAAUAUGUGUCCAGGGACACAGAAUGUUGGUUUCUAACAGACUACUUCCAAAAACAGUUUGAGAAAAAAAACUGUCUGAUUUUAAGUCUCUAGAGGUCUGUAAUAGUUUUUACAUUUUUCAGGCAGUGUAAAGUUUUUUGAUAAGGCCAUUUUAGGUGGCUCACUUUCUCAUUAAGAUAUAUAUAUAGAUCCACUUUUUGUAGAUUAGUAUAAGAAAAAUAUUUACCCUGUUUUGGGGCAAAUGCUACCUAUUUGUGUCACCUUUUGCUGAACUGACUCACAGUUAGACAAUCCAUGGUUUAAUGCACAUGAAAUUACCUAUAUUUUAUACUGUUUCAAUGUACAGGAGAAAGGUUACUGUAAACUGUGUUCUGUUGGUGCUUCUGUGAAUUAAGUUGUGGUUUCAUCAUGAGUCUUAUGGUCUUAAUGUUCUCUGUUGAUAAGACAAGUUUAGAAUUGGUUUACUUAAAACAAAAAAAAAAAGAAUUUCAAAAAAAAGUUGUUUGCUUAAAAAAAUUUCAUGUGAGGGAAAAAAAAACUAUUCCAGAAAUAAGUUUUGUGUUGGCUUGUGAAGCAUCAAUGUCAUUUUUUUUUAUCGUGGACUAUUUAGACGUGUUUGUGUUCAGCAAAAUGUGAUCUGUUUUUUUUUUCUUUUAAAGAAAAAAAGUGAAAAUAUAUAGUGCCAAAUUCCAAAGGUACUUCCUUCCUAGAGCUUCAGUGUGUUUCUUGUGAGAAGUAAUUUGAUAACAUGGGUAUUUUAUUAUGUGUUUUGUAUAAAUCCCUAAUAUUUAAAAAAAAAAAGGUUAAAAAGUUUGUUAACUUGCUAUCCUGUGGUCUUGUUGCCUGAAAUUGUUAUUGUUUGUUAUUUCUCUAUGAUGUUUUUUGUAAGACAUUGUAUAAGUGCCCAUGUCUCACUUUUUUAACCACUCUGCACAUCAAUGCUGUGAAGGCAACCUCACAAUGUAUUUUCUUCAUAAUCUAUGGAAACCUCUAAGGUGAGAAAGUUUUGAACUUCUAACCCUUUCUACCCAGAGCUAUCUGGAAUGUUGAUACUUUUUUAUACUGUCAUCAUCUGAAUUUGUUUUGGGGUGUUUCUAAUUUGGAUUUUGGUUUACCCAUGUUUCUAUCAUAAAGGGUUUUUUGUUUCCCCUUUGGCUGAGACCCAAGUGGGAAAAAAACUCGUAAGUCAAAUCUGAAGGGGAAAAAAUAAUACUCCCCAGUAUUAUUUUCUUUUUUUAACUUUGGGUCAUUUCUGGUCAUUUUAAAAGAAAGAAUUCCUAACGUGCUGUUGGAAUGCCUGCUUCAUUUCAAUUAAAAAAAAAAAGUUUGCUAGGUAUACCCUCGGAGGGGAGGACCAGGCAGCCCCAUCACCUCAGUGCAUCCUGAAAAUGCUGUGUGCUUUUCAGAUUGGGGUAAGUGCGAUGCUGUGGUCCGGAAUAACUUCAAGCACCUUGCAGUUAAGUGUGAUGGGAGAGUCUUUUGCAGGAUUUUGCUUUUGCUAUUUAAAUGCUCCUAAUCAUCCUUGUCGUGCUGGGGCGUCUGGGGCCCCAGUGGAUACUGCCAGAUUAAGCAAGGUGUCUGCAGCUAGCAGCCAACUAGUCUUUCCUUGUCAUUCAAAACAAAAAGUCAAAAAAACGGAUGUGUUUGAAGGGGUCUGACGUAGAGGUCAAGCUCAGUUUUGCAUCAGUUACUGACCAGACACUGAGAAAUAGUUCCUGCUGCUGCUUUGUCAAGUGCUAUACCACUCCUUCGCCUUCUGUGAGCAGACGAACCCUUGACGUCACAGCUGCAGCCACCACACCCCCUGGGGCACUCUGCAAGUUUCCUGUUCUUAGCUCCCUUGCCUUCCCCCAUGUCCCAGCCACCACCACCCCGUUUGGUUCUGUGUGUGUGUGGAUGCGAUAGCCCUGGAAUGGAAAGGACUAGCCUCUAAUGAUGCAAAAAAUAAUAAUA
Molecule: messenger RNA, 5490 nt
Organism: Ochotona princeps (American pika)
Lineage: Eukaryota; Metazoa; Chordata; Mammalia; Lagomorpha; Ochotonidae
Gene: CELF2
Product: CUGBP Elav-like family member 2
Exons: 14
Coding region: 143-1735 (530 amino acids)
Biological process (GO): mRNA splice site recognition; regulation of alternative mRNA splicing, via spliceosome
Cellular component (GO): cytoplasm; ribonucleoprotein complex; nucleus
Molecular function (GO): mRNA 3'-UTR binding
Source: RefSeq, a predicted model, not a curated record